This is a messenger RNA of Hippocampus zosterae (dwarf seahorse), 4255 nucleotides long. RefSeq lists its product as uncharacterized. Lineage: Eukaryota; Metazoa; Chordata; Actinopteri; Syngnathiformes; Syngnathidae. The transcript is spliced from 2 exons. The record is from RefSeq and is a predicted model, not a curated record. Bases 819 to 3191 code for a protein of 790 amino acids.
AAUGACACUCAGAAAAGCAAACACUAAUGCGCCAAACAGAAAAUCAAGAGAGGAAAUCACAAAAUAAAUUCUAUGGGGGGCGGGGGGUUGUGAACAAACAACAAAGGAACAAACAACUCCGAGACAGUCCAGUCUCCUACAAAAGGAAAGAUAUUACUAGCCAAGUCUUGUGUCGUUAUGAAUCAACACAUUACGGAAGUCCGACAGAGCAUGAAAGCAACGCAUUCUCGCCAUACGUACUCUUCACAAGCAUUUGCUCUGGAGCUAAUUUAACCCAGUUGCGUUCACACGUGCAAAUUUACACCGGUGCUGCUUCGCAAACGAGCAUUUGCUGCGGAGCAAAUAUUUGACAGACCUCCCUGAUGUGGGUCAAAUAUUUUGGUCCGGUAUAAGCUCUUUUCCGGGGCUACGCCGGAGCUAAUUUGCACGUGUGAACGCUCUACUGGGGCAGCCCCGGUGCAGCACCGGACCAAAUCUUGCCGUGUGAACAGCCCUUGUUACUAAUCCGAGAAACUUGGUCUCAUACGCUCUUUCUAUUUCAAUUGAGUUUACCAUAAUUUUAGCUUGGUGUUUGAUUGGUCUUGUGCCAAAAACAAUUAACUUUGAUUUUUUCAGGUUAAGUAACAAUUUAUUUCUGUCGAACCAGUUUUUUAAUUUGUUUGAUUUGUUUUCUACAGUUGUCAGGGGCUGUUUCAGAUUUAUUCCAGAACAGUAGAAAGUUGUAUCAUCAGCAAAUAGGACACAUUUAAAUUGUUUUGAGAAUUGUGUUUUCAACCUUUCUUGCGGAAAUCAGGCUGAGAUAUGAUCAUAUCCUCCUAAUGGGGGAUUUUAAUAUCCAUGUGUGCUGUCCGGAAAAACCGCUAGCAAAAGAAUUCUUAAGACUUAUUGACUAUUUUAAUUUUGUGCAGUAUGUGACCAGUCUGACACAUGAACAAGGACAUAUUUUAGACCUUGUCCUUGCUCAUGGUCUACCGGUGUCAAAUCUGGAAGUCCUUGAAAAUGGGAUUUCUGAUCACAUGGCAGUUUUAUUUGACGUAGUCUUAUCGCAUGCUGCUGUGAAAUCUGGCGCUCCUCGCUGUAAACGCCGAAUUUUUAACCCUCGCACUGCUAGUCGUUUCUCUGCCUUUAAUAACCUUUGCGUACCCUCGUCUAACACAGAGGAACUCACCUCUUGGUUCGACUCGUCAUGCCGUGCCAUCCUGGAUUUGGUGGCUCCUUCAAAAAUUGUGCUCCCAAAGCCUAAACCCGAGCCAUGGUUUAACGACAUUACGCGCGCAGCUAGGCAGGAGUGUCGCAAAGCUGAACGCGAGUGGAAAAAAGACAAAUUUCAUGUCUCUUAUCAAAUUUGGAAAGACUGCUGGCGUAACUACCAGCUCACAGUAAAAGAGGCCAAAAGAGAAUAUCUGUCGGACCUUAUUCUAGCUAACCGUCACAACCCACGCGCACUAUUUAAAACGAUAGAUUCGGUACUCAAACCCCCUCUGCCUACUUGCUCGGAUUCUUCACCCGAGAUGUGCAACAGAUUCCUUCAGUUUUUCAUUGAUAAGGUCUCUACAGCUAGGACUCGGGUCUCAAAUACCGCAUCUGACCCCUCUGUCCAUGUUCCAUGUUCAGCUGUACUUAAUUCUUUUGAUACUUUGUCAUUGGCGCUUUUGAAGGAUGUAGUUCGCCAGACGAAGCCAUCUGGCUCCCCUUGCGACUCUCUUCCCCCACGCUUCUUUCAGGAGGUUCUCCCGAGUGUUGGUGCAUCGGUCUUGGAUAUCAUCAACAGCAACCUUUCUUCUGGUGUAGUUCCCCAACAGUUUAAACAUGCUGUGGUCCAACCCUUGAUCAAGAAACCUGGUCUUGAUCCAGAUGUGCUGUCAAGUUACAGGCCCAUUUCAAAACUGCCUUUCAUUUCCAAAAUUCUGGAAAAAGUGGUGCACAUGCAGUUGAAACUUUUCUUGGAUGAACAUAACAUCUUGGAGGUCUUCCAGUCAGGUUUCAAGACAAUGCAUAGCACGGAGUCAGCCCUGUUACGCGUUUCUAAUGACAUCCUCCUGGCAAAUGACUCUGGAGACCACAUGUGUCUGGUCUUAUUGGACUUAACUGCAGCAUUUGAUACAGUGGAUCACAGUAUUCUGCUGACUCGUUUGCAGCACUUUGUGGGCAUUGGCGGCAGUGCUCUUGAGUGGUUUAGGUCCUAUCUAGCUGACAGGACCUUUUGUGUCAGCCUUGGCUGCUCUGAGACACGCACUGCUGCCCUGUCAUGUGGUGUUCCACAGGGCUCAAUUCUGGGGCCUCUGCUAUUCUCGCUGUAUCUUCUCCCAUUGGGUUCCAUCUUAAGGAAACAUGGUAUUCCCUUCCACUGCUAUGCAGAUGACUGCCAGAUCUAUGUCCCACUGAGCAAGAAAGACACCUUCUCAUUAAGGCCACUCCUAUCCUGUCUCGGAGAAAUCAAAACCUGGAUGGCACAAAAUUUCUUGAAAUUCAACGAAAAGAAGACAGAGGUGAUAUUGUUUGGUCCCAGUGGCCCUUGUACAUUCCAUCCUGUAGUCUUGGGCCCCCUGUCUCCUUAUUUGAAAUUAACAGUCUCAAACUUGGGCCUUAAACUGGACAGUGAUUUCAAACUCGAUCGGCAAAUUGGUGCCGUUGUUAAAUCCAGCUUCUUUCACCUUAGACAGCUGGCCAAAAUAAAACCUUUCCUCUCACAUGAACACUUUGAGACAGUAAUCCAUGCCUUUGUCACAUCCCGGCUCGAUUACUGUAAUGCCCUUUACUUUGGAGUCAGCCAGUCCUCCAUUAAGCCCCUUCAGCUGGUCCAGAAUGCCGCUGCUCGCCUCUUGACUGGUACUCGUAAGAGGGGGCAUAUAACUCCUACUCUGGCAUCCCUUCAUUGGCUCCCCAUUCAUUUUAGAGUUAUUUUCAAGAUCCUCCUCUUUGUUUUCAAAUCUCUAAAUAAUCUCGCGCCACCUUACCUCUCUGAGCUCAUCCGCCCCUACACACCUGCCCGGCGCCUCAGGUCUGUGGACCAGUCUUUGUUAGAAGUACCAAGAACUAAACUGAGGCUCAGAGGGGAUCGAGCCUUUUCCGUUCCUAGUCCCUCUCUCUGGAAUGACCUCCCACUGAACAUUCGGCAAGCCUCCUCGCUGCCCAUCUUUACAGCCCUCCUCAAAACCCACUUGUAUUCUUUGGCGUUCGACUCAGCAUGAUUUUACUGCUUGGUGCUUUCUACCAUUUUGUCUUACUGUUUAUUGUGUAUGUUAAAUCGCUCCAUGUACAGCACUUUGUAUGCAGCGAAUACUGUUGACUUGACUUGACCUUGCAGAUAUCAUUUAUAUAGAAGAUGAAUAGUUUUGGACCAAGCACUGACCCCUGAGGAACUCCGUGAGUGAUUUUCAGGUGAUUCGUUUUUUUAUUGUUGAGCUGCACGUACUGAUAUCUGUUUUCUAAAUAACUUUUUAUCCAUUUAUAAGCUACACCUCUAAUGCCAUAUCUUUCUAGUUUUUUUCAAUAAUAUACUGUGAUCUAUUGUGUCAAGAGCUUUUUUUUAGAACUAGGAAAACUCCAACAGUAAAUUCUUUGCCGUCUAUAUUAGUGGCUAUUUCUUCCACAAACUCCAUAACUGCCAUUGAGGUGGUCCGUUUUUCCCUGAAACCAUAUUGAUUCUCGCUUAACAGCGCAUGCUUUGUAUAAAGCUAUCAAGUCUGCGAGAAAAUAGUUUUUCUAAUAUUUUUGAAAAUUGUGGUAGUAGUGAUAUUGGUCUAUAAUUUGUAAACAGAUGUCUUUCUCCACUUUUAUAGAUUGGAAUAACUUUAGCAAUUUUCAUUUUUGAUGGAAAGAUACCAGCUUUGAAUGACAGGUUGCAUAUGUGCGUGAAAGGUCGCACUACAUAUUCUAUAAUCUGCUUGAUUAUUGUCAUAUCAAUAUUAAAGCAAUCAGUUGACUUUUUAUUUUUAAAAGUUUUUAUAACAUUUGAUACUUCUUGUUUUACUGCAGUAAGGAACAUCGUGGAGGAGUUUUUUUCUACGUAUCUAUCUAUUUCAAGCAGGUUUGUUGGAUCAGGAAUUUGUUUUGCUAGGUUACUGCCGAUGUUGACAAAAUACUCAUUAAAUUCAGUUGCUAUUUCUGCAGUUUUUACCAAAAUAGUAUUUUUGCCUUUGAUAAAAUACUCUGGAUAAUCGAUUUUUUAGGACUAUUUCUGAUUACUUGGUUAAGUAUUUUCCAUAUUUCUUGUGUGUUACCUUUAUUCUGCUUUAAUAGUGCAUGAUAAUGA